Molecule: messenger RNA, 1452 nt
Organism: Anoplopoma fimbria (sablefish)
Lineage: Eukaryota; Metazoa; Chordata; Actinopteri; Perciformes; Anoplopomatidae
Gene: inab
Product: internexin neuronal intermediate filament protein, alpha b
Exons: 3
Coding region: 1-1452 (483 amino acids)
Biological process (GO): intermediate filament organization
Cellular component (GO): intermediate filament; cytoplasm; postsynaptic intermediate filament cytoskeleton
Molecular function (GO): structural constituent of postsynaptic intermediate filament cytoskeleton
Source: RefSeq, a predicted model, not a curated record
AUGAGCUACGGAUCUGAAGCCUUUUCCUCCUCCUCCUCCUACAGGAAGAUUUUCGGGGAGUCUCCCCGUUAUGCGUCCUCUCCAUCACGGACAAGCAUGAACGUGUCUUCCCGUGGAGGUUACCGGUCCUCCUCUGCACCCCGGAGCAAUGUCUCAUCUCUGGGCUCGUACAACAGAAAGUCUGGCCGCCUCAUGCCCAUGGAGACCUUCGACCUGACACAGAGCAGCGUCCUCAACAAUGAGUUCAAAAUCGUCCGCACCAAUGAGAAGGAACAGAUGCAGGGGCUCAAUGACCGCUUUGCAGUGUUCAUCGACAAAGUGCGCACCUUGGAGCAGCACAACACGGUGCUGGAGACGGAGCUGACUGCUCUGCGCCAGAGGCAGACAGAACCGUCCCGUCUGGCCGAACUUUACCAACAAGAGAUCCGUGAACUACGCUCCCAGCUCGAAGAACUGAACGGGGAGAAGUCCCAGCUCGUCAUCGAGAGGGAUUGUAUUGAAGACGACCUGCAGAAGCUCAGGGGGAAAUAUGAAGAGGAGUACCGUGCCAGGGAGGAUGCAGAGGUCACCCUCAAGGCCUUUAAGAAAGAUGUGGAUGAUGCCACCAUGGUGCGCCUGGACCUGGAGAAGAAGGUGGAAUCUCUGCUGGACGAGAUCAACUUCCUCAGGAAGGUGCAUGAUGAGGAGGUGGUCGAGCUGACGGAAAUGAUCCACGCUGCCCAGGUGUCUGUGGAGAUGGAGGUGUCCAAGCCGGACCUCACCUCCGCCCUUAAGGAGAUCCGAGGCCAGUACGAGUCCAUGGCGUCCAAGAACAUGCACUCUGCCGAGGAGUGGUACAAGACCAAGUUCAACGACCUGUCCGAGCAGGCCACCCGGAGUAGCGAGGCCAUGCGAGCUAACAGGGAGGAACUGAGCGAGUUCAGGAGGCAGCUGCAGUCCAAGACCAUCGAGAUCGAGAGUCUGAGGGGAACCAAUGAGUCUCUGGAAAAGCAGCUCCAUGAGAUGGAGGAAAGGCACAAUGUGGAGAUUGGAAACUACCAGGACAACAUGAUGGAGCUGGAGAAUGAUCUGAGGGCCACUAAGAGCGAGAUGGCUCGUCACCUGAGGGAGUACCAGGAUCUGCUGAAUGUCAAGAUGGCACUGGAUAUUGAAAUUGCAGCUUACAGGAAACUACUGGAAGGGGAGGAGACCCGCAUCGGGACAGGGAUCAGCUAUCCCGGCUCCUCCAUGAGCUCAAGUAUGGGGCAAGGCUACAACUACCAGAGCCGCAUGUACUCCAGCUCCGGCAUGGGCUCCAAGAGGGAGGCCAAGAACGAGGACCAGCAGCAGCAGAGCAAGUCUGUCGGCAAGGUGUCCCAGCGUGAAGUCUAUGAGGAGACAGUGGUCAGCACCACCAAGAAGAUGGAGAAGGAGCAAGACCCCAGCGACAUUACCAACACUCAGAAAAACUAA